Cygnus atratus (black swan) is the source of this 1924-nucleotide messenger RNA. It is a transcript of the gene SLC6A11, whose product is annotated as solute carrier family 6 member 11. Gene Ontology annotation, cellular component: plasma membrane. Gene Ontology annotation, biological process: neurotransmitter transport; sodium ion transmembrane transport. Gene Ontology annotation, molecular function: gamma-aminobutyric acid:sodium:chloride symporter activity. The record is from RefSeq and is a predicted model, not a curated record. Lineage: Eukaryota; Metazoa; Chordata; Aves; Anseriformes; Anatidae.
GCUGAACAGUCAUGACAGCUGAAAAGACUAUUCCUAUAAUUAAUGGCAAGCCAGAAGAUGUUUUAGACCCAGAAGCCUCAAGUACCAGCCUUGUCCACAGCAAUGAUAAGAAAGUUCAUGAAAGAGGCCACUGGAACAAUAAGGUUGAAUUUGUGCUUUCUGUGGCAGGGGAGAUUAUUGGGUUGGGAAAUGUAUGGAGAUUCCCAUAUCUUUGCUACAAGAAUGGAGGAGGUGCUUUCCUCAUCCCAUAUGUGGUUUUCUUUAUUUGCUGUGGAAUACCAGUUUUUUUCUUGGAGACAGCCUUGGGACAGUUUACUAGUGAAGGAGGCAUUACCUGCUGGAGGAAAGUUUGUCCUUUGUUUGAAGGCAUUGGAUAUGCUACCCAAGUUAUAGAGGCACAUCUAAAUGUAUACUACAUCAUCAUUUUAGCAUGGGCUAUAUUCUAUCUGUUUAACUGCUUUACUACAGAGCUUCCUUGGGCUACGUGUGGGCAUGAAUGGAAUACAGAAAACUGUGUGGAAUUUCAAAAGCUUAAUAUGAGCAACUGCAGUCAAGUCUCUUUACAAAAUGCCACUUCUCCAGUGAUGGAAUUUUGGGAACGCAGGGUGCUAGCUAUAUCUGAUGGGAUUGAACAUAUUGGGAAUCUUCGCUGGGAACUUGCCCUGUGCCUCCUCGCUGCUUGGACUAUCUGCUAUUUUUGCAUUUGGAAAGGAACAAAGUCAACUGGAAAGGUUGUAUAUGUAACAGCCACGUUUCCCUAUAUCAUGCUGAUGAUUCUUCUGAUUCGAGGAGUAACACUGCCGGGUGCUUCUGAGGGGAUAAAAUUCUACUUGUACCCUGACCUUUCUCGACUCUCUGACCCACAGGUGUGGGUUGAUGCUGGUACACAGAUAUUUUUCUCUUAUGCAAUCUGCUUGGGGUGCUUGACAGCUCUGGGAAGUUACAACAAUUAUAAUAACAACUGCUACAGAGACUGCAUCAUGCUCUGCUGCUUGAACAGUGGCACAAGCUUUGUUGCUGGUUUUGCUAUCUUUUCAGUUCUUGGAUUUAUGGCUUAUGAACAAGGUGUGCCCAUUGCAGAAGUGGCAGAAUCAGGACCAGGACUUGCAUUCAUUGCUUACCCUAAAGCUGUUACCAUGAUGCCUCUUUCUCCCCUGUGGGCAACUCUGUUCUUCAUGAUGCUCAUAUUCCUUGGAUUAGAUAGUCAGUUCGUGUGUGUUGAAAGCCUCGUGACAGCUGUUGUAGAUAUGUACCCAAAGAUUUUCCGAAGGGGUUACAGAAGAGAACUGUUGAUUCUUGGACUUUCCAUUGUGUCGUAUUUCAUUGGUCUGAUAAUGUUAACUGAGGGUGGGAUGUACGUCUUUCAGUUAUUUGACUCUUAUGCAGCUAGUGGCAUGUGCCUUCUUUUUGUUGCCAUAUUUGAAUGUGUCUGCAUAGGCUGGGUUUAUGGCAGCAAUCGCUUUUAUGACAACAUUGAGGAUAUGAUUGGGUACAAACCACUAACAUUGAUUAAAUGGUGCUGGAUGGUCUUAACUCCAGGUAUUUGUGCAGGAAUCUUCAUUUUCUUCCUGGUGAAAUACAAGCCUUUGAAAUAUAACAAUGUAUAUACAUACCCUGACUGGGGCUAUGGCAUAGGGUGGAUGAUGGCUCUCUCUUCUAUGAUCUGCAUCCCUUUGUGGGUCUGCAUUAAGCUGUGGAAGGCAGAAGGCACUUUCAUAGAGAAAUUCAGGAAGUUGAUUACACCUAGCUCAGAUCUGAAAAUGAGAGGGAAACUUGGAGGAAGAUCCUACAUUGCUGCAAUAAAUGACUGCGAUGCCAAACUGAAAGGAGAUGGCACCAUUUCAGCCAUUACAGAAAAGGAGACACAUUUCUGAAAGAACUAUUUUUUUUGUAUAAAAAAUAAAUAAAUUCACUUAAUUAUAGA